UGUUAGCCUCGGUGUGAUUAGAGACGCACCGGCUCGUCCUCCUCCCGGUGCUGUUCGGACGGAUCUGACCCGCUGAGACUCUCCCUGCCGCCCAAACACACACCACACACACACAGUCCAGACGUGCUGUGACUCCAGAAGUGAAGAUGAUUAAGCUGUUCUCCCUGAAGCAGCAGAAGAAAGACGAGGAAUCUGCAGGAGGCAACAGGAGCGGCUCCGGGGGGAAGAAAGCCAGCGCGGCCCAGCUCCGGAUACAGAAAGACAUCAAUGAGCUGAACCUGCCAAAGACGUGUGAGAUCAACUUCCCCGACGACGAUGACCUCCUCAACUUCAGACUCAUCAUCUCACCGGACGAGGGCUUUUACAAAGGAGGAAAAUUUGUCUUCAGCUUUAAGGUAGGACAGGGUUACCCCCACGACCCCCCCAAGGUAAAGUGUGAGACGAUGGUGUACCACCCCAACAUCGACCUGGAGGGAAACGUCUGCCUAAAUAUCUUAAGAGAGGACUGGAAGCCGGUGCUGACAAUAAACUCCAUCAUCUACGGUCUACAGUAUCUAUUUCUAGAGCCAAACCCUGAGGAUCCAUUGAACAAAGAGGCGGCUGAAGUUUUGCAGACGAACCGGCGGCUCUUUGAGCAGAACGUCCAUCGCUCCCUGCGUGGCGGCUACGUGGGCGCCACCUACUUCGAGAGGUGUCUUAAAUAACUCGGCGUCCCACGAUCCUCCAGCUCCCUCACUCCCCCCCUCCCCCACCCCCCUCCUCCUCCUCCCCCCCCUCCCCCAGUUACUCCUCAGUCCUGCUCGUUGGCAGAAGCAGCGACAGAAAGCAGCACGCCAGAAGACGCUUUUCUGUUUUAAAACAAAACAAAAGAUGAUGAUGAAAAAACACCCCCCCUCCUCCUCCUCCCCCCUCCUCCUCCUCCCCCCCCCCCCUAUAUUUCUCUUUACUUCCAAGACGCAGAAUUCUACCGUUUACACGCCACCAGGGGGCGCCGACACACCUGACUGGACUCGAAAACACGGCCAACGGCGAGCAGUGGCCGAGGGUUAGGAUGGAGGGGGGAGGGGGGGUGGGGGGGGGUGAUCAGUGAAUGUUGCUCUGUUGAUUUGAUGAACGCCACAACGCUGAUGAUGAUGAUGAUGAUGGUGAUUAUGAUACCUACAUGAUUUUUUUUUUUUUUCGGGGGGUUUUAGCGUGUGGCGUCGACACCUGCCGGCGGUCAGGUGUUCAGAAGGACACGCCCCCCCUCCCGCUCGCCACGACCACGCCGGCCGGCAGCAAACUCCAAACUCACAAACCGCGUUCGAUCCGUCCACUCAGGACUUUCUGUGCUCAGCAUCCUUCGACUAAUAGAGCUGGUUGCCCCGGCAACCCUAGAGCGGCUUUAGCGCGCUGGAUACCCCGGCAACCUCACGGUAACGGCGAGAGUUUGCUAAGAAGAAGAAG
Molecule: messenger RNA, 1446 nt
Organism: Scomber scombrus (Atlantic mackerel)
Lineage: Eukaryota; Metazoa; Chordata; Actinopteri; Scombriformes; Scombridae
Gene: ube2m
Product: ubiquitin conjugating enzyme E2 M
Exons: 6
Coding region: 147-704 (185 amino acids)
Source: RefSeq, a predicted model, not a curated record